This is a messenger RNA of Haliotis rubra (blacklip abalone), 1169 nucleotides long. Its product is annotated as leucine-rich repeat-containing protein 46-like. NCBI's taxonomy places the organism in Eukaryota, Metazoa, Mollusca, Gastropoda, Lepetellida, Haliotidae. Bases 88 to 882 code for a protein of 264 amino acids. Gene Ontology annotation, molecular function: protein binding. The transcript has 7 exons. The record is from RefSeq and is a predicted model, not a curated record.
UCGAGUCGAUAAACAAAACAAUCACUCCGACAGAUGCAACGACCCAGUACAGGAGACUGAUGUAACAGAGUGAUCGAUAACCUGAUCAUGGAAGAGGAGGAGGCAGAUCUUCAAACGUGUGAUGCUUUCAAAACUGAGAAGAAAGCUCAACGCUUGUCCUUGCAUCUGCUUGUAACCAGACAUCUUCCUCCAGAGGCAACUUCUUCAUGGGACCAGGAGAAAAUCUUAACAGCCCUUUGUGAGAUCACACAUGUUCGACUAGACCGUGAAAACAUCAGUCAUAUUGACAGUCUGGAGCUUCUGAGUGAUAAAGUCACCAACGUGUAUCUCCAACAGAACCGGAUCACACGCAUCAGCAACCUCGACUGCCUGAAAAACUUACAGUUUCUGACACUGGCCGGCAACCUCUUACAGAAGGUGGAGAACCUCAGUAAACUCUCCAAGCUUCUCUUCCUUGACCUCUCAGACAACCGCAUAGCACAGUUUGACAUUGAUGAAUUCCCCCAGUCUCUGAUACUGCUGAACCUGUCUGGUAACCCCUGUACUCAGAUGCCAGACUACCGAGGCUGCAUCAUUCAAGACCUGCACAAUCUGCAGCAGCUGGACAAUGUGGACGCCACUGAGGAGCGAGAGGAGGCGGGAUACCCGGUGUCCAGUGAGGAGGAAUCGGAUGAGACAGAAGAGGAGCCAAGACGCAGGAUGAUGAGAGAACAUGAGGUGGAUGUGCCUCUACAGAGUCUAACGUCUGAGGUGUUGAUGAGGUCACAGACCCGUCUAGAGGAGAGUCUUGCUGACCAUCGCAGACACAACAUGGAGCUGGACAAUAUAAGGCUCAAGUACAAGUUGCCCCCAAGUGCUAGAUCCACUCCUCACAACACCUGACUCCACUCCACACAACACCUGACUCCACUCCACACAACACCUGACUCCGCUCCACACAACACCUGACUCCGCUCCUCACAACACCUGACUCCACUCCUCACAACACCUGACUCCACUCUACGCAACACCUGACUCUACUCCCAACACCUGACUGCGCUCCACACAAGACUUGACUCCACUCCUCACAACACCUGGCUCCACUCCUCACAACACCUCACUACACAACACCUGACUCCACUUCACACAAUACCUGACUCCACUCCACACAACACCUGAUUCCACUCUCU